AUGAAGAAAUUGAGUGAAGGGAGACGUGUCGGCGAGACACAGCACUCUCACACGACUCCACCGCCACGGUCGCCACGGUGUACCGAGUUAUCUCCUGAAAGGGUUCGUCCCGCACUGGAGAAUACCCUCCAGGAGCUCCAGUUGGAGUACCUGGAUCUCUAUCUGGUAUCUCCCGUUUUUUAGUUCACUGGAGCAAGCAGGCCGCCUGGGGUGGAGGACAUACUUGAGUUCGAUAUGGAGGGGGUGUGGAGAGAAAUGGAGAAGCUUGUAAAGAACAACCUAGUUAGGGACAUCGGACUAUGCAACUUCACCAUUAAAAAGCUCAACAAGCUUCUCAGUUUCGCCGAGUUGGCCCCUUCCGUUUGCCAGAUGGAAAUGCAUCCUGGGUGGAGAAACGACAAGGUGUUGGAGUUCUCCCAAAAGAAUGGGAUCCAUGUUACCGCGUACUCACCGUUGGGAUCACAAGAGGGGGGGGGGAGAGAUCUAACACACGACCAGACAGUGGAUAGAAUAGCGAAGAAGAUGAACAAGACACCGGGGCAGGUGCUGGUGAAGUGGGCUCUGCAGAGAGGGACGAGUGUGGUUCCGAAAUCAUCAAAUGCCGACAGGAUCAAAGAGAACAUCAGAGUCUUCGACUGGAUUAUCCCUGAUCUCGACUUCCAAGCCCUCAGCUGCAUCCCCGACCAGAAACGAGUAGUGGGAGGGGAGGAGCUAUUCGUGAGCAAGGACGGCGGUCCCUUCCGGAGCGUGGAUGAGUUAUGGGAUCAUGAAGACUAAACCAGACAACGAUGUUUUGAU
Molecule: messenger RNA, 798 nt
Organism: Tarenaya hassleriana
Lineage: Eukaryota; Viridiplantae; Streptophyta; Magnoliopsida; Brassicales; Cleomaceae
Product: aldose reductase
Cellular component (GO): cytosol
Molecular function (GO): aldose reductase (NADPH) activity
Source: RefSeq, a predicted model, not a curated record